This is a messenger RNA of Acomys russatus (golden spiny mouse), 1422 nucleotides long. RefSeq names its product olfactory receptor 6S1. NCBI's taxonomy places the organism in Eukaryota, Metazoa, Chordata, Mammalia, Rodentia, Muridae. The transcript has 3 exons. Gene Ontology annotation, molecular function: olfactory receptor activity; G protein-coupled receptor activity. The record is from RefSeq and is a predicted model, not a curated record. Gene Ontology annotation, biological process: G protein-coupled receptor signaling pathway. Bases 82 to 1422 code for a protein of 446 amino acids. Gene Ontology annotation, cellular component: membrane.
UAAUGGUCCUGAGUGUCAGGAUGGACAACAGCCGGACAUCGUCUCAUCAUUCAUACUGUCUUACAGGCAGGAAAGAGGAUAAUGGCUCCACAUGGGAACCAGAGCAACGUCGGGACCACAGAGUUUGUCCUGGCGGGCUUGCCGAAUCUUAACGGCACGGGAGUGGACCCGUUCUCCAUGUUCUUUCUUAUUUACCUGUUGACUCUGACAGGCAACGUGCUAAUUGUUGGGGUGGUAGGAGCCGAUCGCCGCCUGCAGACGCCAAUGUAUUUCUUCCUGGGUAAUUUGUCCUGCCUAGAGAUUCUGAUUACGUCUGUCAUCAUCCCUAAGAUGCUGAGCAAUUUCCUCUCAAGGCAGCACACCAUUUCCUUUGCUGCGUGCAUCACUCAGUUUUAUUUUUACUUCUUUCUCGGGGCCUCCGAGUUCCUGCUGUUGGCGGUCAUGUCUGUGGAUCGCUACCUGGCCAUCUGCCGUCCUCUGCGCUACCCCUUGCUCAUGAAUGGAGCUGUGUGCUGUCGUGUGGCCGUGGCCUGCUGGAUGGGGGGCCUCCUUCCUGUGCUGGGCCCCACAGUGGCUGUGUACUUGCUUCCUUUCUGCAAACAGGGUGCCGUGGUACAGCAUUUCUUCUGUGACAGCGGUCCGUUGCUCCACCUGGCAUGUACCAACACCACAAAACUGGAGGAGGCUGACUUUGUCCUGGCUUUUCUUGUCAUUGUAUCCUCUUUCACUAUUACCGCUGCGUCCUAUGGCCGCAUAGUCCUGGCGGUCCUGCGCAUGCCCUCUGCUGCAGGCCGCCAGAAGGCCUUCUCCACCUGCACCGCCCACUUGGUGGUGGUGACCCUCUUCUACGGAAGUGCCGUGUUUCUGUACGUGAGGCCAUCCCAGAGUGGCUCUGUGGACACUAACUGGUCAGUAACAGUGAUAACAACGUUUGUGACACCUCUGCUGAAUCCGUUUAUCUACGCUUUGCGCAACAAGCAAGUCAAGGACGCUUUGAAAGACAUGUUCAGGAAGGUGCUAGCCGAGCUCUUAGAACAUUCUUUACUUGGGAAGAAUUUGAGAAGGCAGACAUCCGCAGUCCCUCAGCAUCGCUUCUGCCGCCGGAAGCUUCGCGGCCACCAAUCCGCGACUCCGCGCGAGGCGGGCGAUGGCUUUGCAAGUCUGACGGACGCUUGUCCUUCCAGCAGAAGGCGCUCGGAUCCGCAGUACAGAAGGACCCAGAAGAAGCGCAACGCAGCGCUGCGGGUUCACGUCUCCCCCCGGAGUGUCCACGCAGACCCCGCUUCCCGCCGCAUCUCCGGCCCGAUUCUGAAAACAGGCAGAGACCCUGUCUUCGCUUCUUCCGGGGAGAAUUCAGGGUUUCGGGGUUCCGUGCUUUUGGAUUUGGGCGAAGAGACUGCAGUGGCUCAUUGCGUCCACUAG